AUGUCUCUUAAAAUUGAAGAUAUCGAUACUAAGUUAGACGAACUUGCUAGUGAUAAGGUUAAGUUUCUUUUGGAACAAACUGGUAGCAUUGAUACUGCUUAUGAUCAAAACACUGAACAAAGCAAAGCAUUCUCUUUUGGUGGAGCAAUUGAGACUCCGGCUAUGACCAAUAUAGGACAGGAGAUAGCGACAAAAUGUGCUGGUUUACCACUUGCAGCAAAUUUUCUAGGAAGUCUCAUGCGCUUGAAGAAAACCGAGCUUGAAUGGUUGUCAAUUAGAGACAAUGAUAUUCUGAAUACACCAGAAAAUCAAAACAAAACCAAUCUUAUAUUGAAAUUGAGCUUUGAUAAUUUACCCUCCCAUUUAAAACAGUGCUUUUCAUAUUGUUGUGUGUUUCCCAAGGGUUGGGAGAUCAAGAGAGAAACUUUAAUCCAAUUAUGGAUGGCUGAAGGUUUUAUUCAGCCAUCUCAUAGGGACUGUAAAAGAUCCAUUGAAGAUAUUGGAAAUGAUUAUUUCCAAAAUUUGUUGUCUAGUUCCUUCUUUCAAGACGUAGAAAAGGAUAAAUUAGGCGAUAUUUAA
Messenger RNA from Papaver somniferum (opium poppy), 579 nucleotides. Its product is annotated as putative disease resistance protein RGA3. The record is from RefSeq and is a predicted model, not a curated record. Bases 1 to 579 code for a protein of 192 amino acids. Gene Ontology annotation, biological process: defense response to other organism. NCBI's taxonomy places the organism in Eukaryota, Viridiplantae, Streptophyta, Magnoliopsida, Ranunculales, Papaveraceae. The transcript is spliced from 2 exons. Gene Ontology annotation, molecular function: ADP binding.